CUCCGGAACCGCUGAAGCCCAAGGGGCUGGGGCUGGUGGCUGGGGGGCGGGGCACCCACACGCCGGGGUGCUGGGUCCCCAACUGACUCUGUGCCCUGGGGGACCUCCCCUUUCUGCAGCCGCCAUGAACCGGCUGCGGGACAUCCAGCGUCUGGAGCCGCUCCAGGGCCCCCUGAAGUGGGUGCCCACGCUGGGCGAGCUGCAGAAGACCCUCCAGAAGGGCGAGUACUUGCCCCUGCGCCCGCUGCCCAUGUUCGAGAGUAACUUUGUCCAGGUGACCAAUCGAGGGGCCCCAGCAUACGUGCACCACAGAACCAACCGAGUCACCAUGGGUGUGGCCGCCUCUCUGCCAGGCCUGGUGUUGCCAGACAUCCUGCUGAUGGCCCAGCCCCCCGAGGGCAGGGAGUGCGCCAACCUCGUCCUCACCAGGAUGAUCCCGCUGGACCUGGUGCAUCUCUAUGUCCAUGACCUGUCUGCCUGGCGCCUGAAGCUGCGCCUGGUCACGGGCCGCUACUACUACCUGGAGCUGGACGCCCCCGACAACGAGAUUGGCUUCCUGUUCGACCGCUGGAUCCGCCUCAUCAAUCUGCUCCAGCAGCCCGCCACCUCCUGGGCCCCCAGGACCCUACACACACCUCCCAUGAAUCUGGCCCAUGUGGCACCUCCUGCCUCCACCUGGCGCCUCCAGGACCAGUCCCACCACAGGCGUUCAGUCCUGCUCGUCAAGCCCACCUUUCCUUACAAGAUGCUGACAGCUCAGAGACAGAGGAAGGCCAAGACCCUCAGGCGCCAGUUCAAGUCUCAGGCCGUGGGCGACUCCGUGCCUCUUGUCUGGUCACAGCUGGAGCAUGCGGACCCAAAGAAGAAAUCCACGGAAAAGAAGUCCCAAACAGACGUCUGCCUUGACAGACCUCAGACCCAAACCCAAGGUUCUGAGAAGCCCAGCAUCACCAUUCGGACCAUCUUCAGCAUCAUUUCCAACACGGCCAACCACUCAGAGCCCUCUCACAAGGCAGCUAAGGAGGGCUGGGGGCUGGCGCUGGCAUCUCCACUGGCCCUGCUCACCCUUCCCCUCCCCUCCACACAUGUACAGGGUUGCUCUGAUUCUGAGGCAGCCACAUGCCUGGCAGGUUUACUUGAGACCCCUUCUCGCUGCAUCUCGGGGGUCGGCCCUGAAACACCCCUGUUAGGCUCCUGCGAUCACUUAGACAUGUACCUGUGGCAACAGGAGAUGGAAGACCUGAUGGACCCCGAGUCCAGCACCUUGUCCACUUCCUCCUUGGGCCCGGCCACCUACCCUCCUGACUUCCACUGCUCGGCCCCCCAGUCCUCCUUCCCCAAGUGCAGCAGAGAGGCCAGGCCUCUGGACCCUGCGCACAGGCUGUGGCCGCCACCCUCCCAGAAGCCCCCGGCUGUCCCUGCUGCCUCUUCUAAGGCUCCAUUCAUCCUUGAUCAGUCCCAUAAGGUCUCAGCUGUACCUGCUACACCCCGGAAAGCUCCCCAGGAGGCCCCAGCCGUACCUGCCCUGUCUCGGAAGGCCCCGCGUGCAUCAGCUGCUCCCCACAAGGCCCCAACUGUGCCCGCUCCAUCUCAGAAGCUCCCACGGGUACCAGCGGCUCCCCACAAGGCCCCAGCCGUAGUUGCCCCAUCUCGGAAGGCCCCACAUGUGACAGCUGCUCCCCACAAGGCCCCAGCUAAGAAGGUCCCACAUGCACCUGCUAUUCCCCCAAAGGCCAUGUCCCCUCCUGCCCCAAACAGGAAAUCUGUGUUCCUACCUACCGUAUCUCAGAAGGCUCUGAUCUCACCCAUCCAACACCAGAUGAUCUUGGGCCCUGCCAAUGUUGGCGUGCUGCCCAUGGGGAGUCGUGGAGAGGGUGUGCUUGAGCAAAGCAAGCCUGAUGGGAAGCCAGAGCCGGUGGUGUUGGUGGGCACCCAGGAGACAAACAUGGCAGAGGUGAGGACUCAGAAAACAUCCCUGGAGCUGCCCUUUGGCACCACCGAGAAGGAGUCAGAGGACGUCCUGGUCAGCAAAAGCCGGGUCAUCAUGGUGGAUGGCUUGAAGGGCAAGGGCAAGCUGGAGGACAAGGUGCACAGGAUGAAGGAGGAGAUCGCUCUGGACAUGCCCGGCUUCAAAUCCAAGGAGGUGGCACAGCAGACAAAAUGGGUCAAGACCCAGGAGCUGACCAUUGAGGAAGCCCUGCAGGAGCACAGCAGGCCCUUCUCCGUGGAAGGGCUCACCCUUGCCAAGCUCAUGAUCAUUGCCAGCUCCAAGGAGCCCUCCAUGAAGCCGGCUCUGGUCAGUCUGCCCUCCUGGCUCUCAACCCCCCAGGGGUCUGCCAUGCCAACGACGGGCACGGUGCCCCUCAGUCCCACCAAGGGGUCCUUGCCAGAGGAGCCCCCAGCGAUGGCCAGGGAGCAGCCACCGUCAGGGGUCUGGGUGAAGAGGACCACGCGCCCCUGGGGGGAGGUGGAGGAGCUGCCUCAAGACCCCAAGGGGCCUUCCAAAGGGCGCCCCCACUCCAAGCGGGCCGCCAGCAGCCCAAAGAUGAACGUGGCCUCCCUGACUCCCAUCCCUCUGCCCUCAACGAGGUGGGAGGAGGUCCCAGAGUCGCCUGGCUCGCUAACCCCCAUCUCAAAGAUGGAGGCCAGGGUCUCCCAGCAAACCAAGAGAGGAUCUCAAGAGCCCAAGAGGUCGCUGGACCAGCACCCCGUGGCUACAACGGGGUCGUCCUUGGAGGUCCUCUUGCCCACGCUCUUGGAAAUUGAGAGCAUGAAGGACACAGUUUCCAAGGUGGAGAAGAUAAAGGAGGAACUGGGAGUCUUCGCUCCUUCAACCAGGUAUUUGGGGUGA
Sus scrofa (pig) is the source of this 2851-nucleotide messenger RNA. The record is from RefSeq and is a predicted model, not a curated record. Lineage: Eukaryota; Metazoa; Chordata; Mammalia; Artiodactyla; Suidae.